Molecule: messenger RNA, 480 nt
Organism: Dovyalis caffra
Lineage: Eukaryota; Viridiplantae; Streptophyta; Magnoliopsida; Malpighiales; Salicaceae
Source: the annotation of a GenBank genome assembly
AUGGGGACCAAGAUCACUGAAACUCUUAAAGGGAAGCUGAUAUUGGGGGCUAGGAUCAUUCAAGUAGGAGGGGUGAAGAAAGUUUUCAGGCAGUUAUUUAUUGUUAGUGAAGGAGAAAGAUUGUUGAAAGUUUGCCAAUGUUAUUUGUCAACCACCGCUGGUCCUAUUGCAGGCCUCCUCUUCAUCUCUACUGAAAAGGUUGCCUUCUGCAGUGAGAGAUCAAUUAAGUUGAACUCCUCUCCGGAAGGGAAAUUUGUCAGAGUUCAUUAUAAGGUCGUGAUCCCAUUAAGAAAGAUAAAGACAACCAACGAGAGCAAGAAUGUGAAGAAGCCUUCCGAGAAGUACUUAGAAAUAGUCACGGUAGAUGAUUUUGAUUUCUGGUUUAUGGGUUUCUUCAACUAUCAGAAAGCUAUCAAGUCUCUUCAGGAGGCAAUAACUCAAGCUCGGAUGAAUACACAUCAUUCAACUCUUAUUUUUUAA